This is a messenger RNA of Loxodonta africana (African savanna elephant), 2126 nucleotides long. Its product is annotated as olfactory receptor 6C2-like. The transcript has a single exon. Gene Ontology annotation, biological process: G protein-coupled receptor signaling pathway. NCBI's taxonomy places the organism in Eukaryota, Metazoa, Chordata, Mammalia, Proboscidea, Elephantidae. The record is from RefSeq and is a predicted model, not a curated record. Bases 974 to 1990 code for a protein of 338 amino acids. Gene Ontology annotation, molecular function: G protein-coupled receptor activity; olfactory receptor activity. Gene Ontology annotation, cellular component: membrane.
GAAAGGUAAGAGAGGCAACUUCAGUGACAUAGCAAUAUGAUCUAAUGUAGUUGUUCAAUGUGUCCAUAAAUUCCCAGAGAGUGUUCUAGUGUCGGGAAAACCAUGAGCCAUAUCAGUUCUUCCUUAUGUUAUAAACUGUAUCCAUGAAGCCAUAACUGUACUCACAGCUCAGGUAGACAGAGUUGAUCUGUCUACCAUUCAUAAAGAACACAUUAAUUUACCCAGUGAAGUGAGUUCACAUGCAAAGAAAUUGGGGUCUCCAGGAAAACGUUUCAUGACACACUGAUGAAGAAAAAUUUCAAACCUAGAGACACUAAUUCUAAAAUGAAAUGACAGGAAUUGAUGAAAACGCAGAGGGAUGUCAGUUAUGAUGAGUGGUGAAGUUGGAUGAAGACUACAUUAGGAAAUAACGACAGAUAAAAGGUUAAGGGUAAAAAAUAGCGCCUGUAGAUCUGUAGGGUAUUUGAAGUUAAUUUAUGAGAGUAUUUCAUGCAAGGAUGAAUGGAAAGCCUUUAAUUAGCCAAUAAGAUUUGCUGCAUUCUGUACCGCGGUAGAAUAUAAGAAUUACUUAGGGGCAGAGAAAGCUAAGAAGGAGUCAGGAGGGGAGCUGCAGCUGCUCUGUGUGUGUGUAUGCAAGUGUGCGGGCAGGGUUUAGACACGUUCAUUGAAGAGAAUCCGUGUGUGCUAUGAACAAAAACAGAAAAAAAAUUCUUUGAACAUAAGAGCUAGAACGGAGACUUCAAGAGACUAUAGAAUGUUCAUAGUGAACCCAAGUUAUCUGACAUACUUAGCACUUUAUGGAGCAAAGUGCAAUGCAAAUAUACCAAGCAAAUAAUUAUUGAGCUGAAUGACAUCUGUGCUCCUUAUGAAGUGAGAGACUAGUAACAGUCAAAAGCAAUUCUUUUCAGAGUGUGGAUUCAAAAUGUAAAAACUGUUGAUCAUAUAUUUUAAUGAAUUAAAAAAAAGCCUGAAUAUGAUAGAUACUGUUAAAAUGAUCUAUAAUAAAAUAUCUCUAAAUAUGACAUGCAGAUUGGACAGAAGUCAGGAGUCAGUGAUGACAAACCGCACAGUAACGACAUUCAUCCUGCUGGGACUGACAGAUGACCCACAGCUGCAGGUUUUGAUUUUUAUCUUUCUCUUUCUCACCUACAUGUUGAGUGUAACUGGGAACCUGACAAUCAUCACACUCAUCUUACUGGAUUCUCACCUCAAGACAGCCAUGUACUUCUUUCUACAAAAUUUCUCCUUCUUAGAGAUCUCAUUCACAUCUGCCUGUAUUCCCAGAUACUUGUACAACAUAGGAACAGGUGACAAGCUCAUUACCUAUAGUGCCUGCGCCAGUCAAGUAUUUUUUACUGACCUCUUUGGUGUGACAGAAUUUUUCCUCCUGGCAGCCAUGGCCUAUGACCGCUAUGUGGCCAUCUGCAAACCCCUGCACUACGUGACCAUCAUGAACAGCACAGUCUGCAGAAGACUUAUAUUUUGCUGUUGGGCGGCUGGUCUGUUUAUUAUAAUCCCCCCACUCAUCCUGGGCUUGAAUCUGGAAUUUUGCAAUUUGAAUACUAUUGAUCAUUUUAUCUGUGAUGCAUCUCCCCUCCUGAAGAUCUCCUGUUCAAAUACUUGGUUCAUGGAACAGACUGUUUUAAUCUGUGCUGUGCUGACUCUCAUUAUGACACUUAUGUGUGUCUUUCUGUCCUACAUUUAUAUCAUCAAGACAAUUCUAGGAUUUCUGUCUGCCCAGCAAAAGAAAAAAGCCUUUUCUACUUGUUCUUCCCACAUGAUUGUGGCUUCUAUCACCUAUGGAAGCUGCAUCUUCAUCUACAUUAAACCUUCAGCAAAGAAUUCAGUGGCCAUUAAUAAGGGUGUGACAGUGCUCACCACUUCCAUCGCCCCCAUGCUGAAUCCCUUCAUUUACACCUUGAGGAACAAGCAAGUAAAACAGGCCUUCAAUGACUCAAUGAAAAGAAUUGUAAUAUUUUCAAAGAAAUAGGGGGAUGUGAAGUAUAAUUUACACGUUAGAGUGAACUUCCCAAACUCUGUAGUCAGGUCAGCUUUCUCAAAACACUGUCUUAACUUAUCCUGGUCUAGGCAUUCAUUUUCUUAUAAACAUUCUCCCUUAAUAGGCA